Molecule: messenger RNA, 1035 nt
Organism: Sapajus apella (tufted capuchin)
Lineage: Eukaryota; Metazoa; Chordata; Mammalia; Primates; Cebidae
Gene: SLC7A13
Product: solute carrier family 7 member 13
Exons: 3
Coding region: 319-1035 (238 amino acids)
Biological process (GO): amino acid transmembrane transport
Cellular component (GO): membrane
Molecular function (GO): L-amino acid transmembrane transporter activity
Source: RefSeq, a predicted model, not a curated record
GCUGGAGACCACCAUCCUAAGUGAAAUAACUCAAAAAUAGAAAGACAAAUAUACCUUCCCACUCAUAAUUAACUACAAAAUGUGUAUUUAUGAAUGUAGAGAGUGAAAUGAUGAGCAUAGAGACUUGGAAGGGAUAGGGAGUGGGGAGGUGGACAAUGGAAAAUUACUUAAUGGGUACAAUAUACAUUAUUCAGGUGACAGCCUAAAACCCUGACUUGACCGGCAUACAAUCUGUGCAUAUAAUAAAAUCAUGCAUGUACUGCAUAAAUUUAUACAAAUACAAAAAUAGUAAUAUAAAAAUAAUCAAUUUUAGAAAUAAUGUUUACCAAUUAUGAUUUUGUCCUCUUAUGUAUUAUCGGGGAGCUGAAGAAACCCAGAACAACAAUUCCCAAAUGCAUAUUUACUGCGUUACCUCUGGUGACUGUAGUUUAUUUACUGGUUAACAUUUCCUACCUGACUGUUCUAACACCCAGGGAAAUCCUCUCUUCAGAUGCUGUAGCUAUCACAUGGGCUGAUCGAGUUUUUCCCUUAUUACCAUGGAUUAUGCUUUUUGCUAUUUCUACUUCACUAUUUAGCAAGCUUCUGAUUUCUAUAUCCGAAUCAUCGAGACCAAUAUAUCUUGUGAGCCAGGAGGGCCAGCUGACUUUGCUAUUUAACACACUUAAUAGACACUCCUCUCCAUUUACAGCUGUGCUACUACUUGUCAUUUUGGGAUCCCUUGCAAUUAUAUUAACAAGUCUAAUUGAUUUGAUAAACUGUCUUUUUGCCAUGAGUUCUUUUUGGUUUCUAUUAGCAAUGAUAAGAAUACUAAAGUGGAGAUACCAGGAACCCAACCUAUCUAUACCUUAUAAGGUAUUUUUGCCAUUUCCAUUGGUAGCAAUAGUCAUCGACAUGGGUCUGGUUGUGAUACCAUUGGUAAAGUCUCCAAAUGGGUAUUAUGUCUAUGUGCUUCUGUUAAUUCUCAGCGGAUUACUCUUUUACAUACUUUUAAUACAUUUUAAAAUAAGGUUGGUUUGGUUUGAUUUGCCUGCCUGA